CGUUCUUUGCAUGCAUGGUGAUUUGUAGCCGUGGUCUUGCCGUGGUGAGCGCCGUGGGAGCAGAAACUCAAGGGUUGAAGGUGUUUCUUCGGCGCUUGGUAAAUCACAUUCUGGCAAACCAUGCUCGCCAACGCUAUUUCUCGACUGCCCUUGAAUGUCCUUCGCGCUACUGAAUCUCCAGUUGCUCAGCGCUUGGUGACAAACACAUUCAGGACAGCACAUUCUCUCGCCCUUGUGAGUACCUCUCGUGCCGGCGUGCCGGCGCUAAAUCGGCUCUCUCGGCCACCACGGGACGUCGCCGGUCACAUUUGGGAAAGCCGACGUUACGCCGGGCACAGCCACUGGCAAAACGUCCGUCACAUCAAGGCAGCCAAGGACGCACAUAAAAUGUCCAUGACGGACAAGUACAUGCGCCAGAUCGAAGUCGCUGUGAAAGCCGGCGGCGGGAGCCCAGAUCCUAAGCUAAACCGCGCGCUGGCGAACGCGAUCGAGAGUGCGAAGAGAACGCAGGUCGUAUCCAACGCGAGCAUCGAGCAAGCGAUACGACGGGGAGCUGGCGUCGACAAGCCGAAGAACUUGAAGAAUGCAAACUAUGAAAUCAUUAUGGAGCAUGGUGUGCUCCUUAUUCUAGACGUCGAGACGGGAAACAUAAGCAGGUUCGGGAACGAACUGAAGCAGAUCCUCAAAAAGCACACGUGCAGACAAGCGCGAGGCGGUGUCAAGGAACAGUUCCAGCAGAAGGGCUUCGUGCGGGUAUCAGGUCGGGAGGACGGCGGCACCUUGGACCCCGACGCUGCCCUUGAGGUGGGCAUCGAGCACGGCGCCGAAGACGUGAUCGAGAUCGACGGCGAGUCCAAGAUGUGCGAGUUCCUAUGCGACCCUAACGACUACUUCGCCCUUUCUAAAGCGCUGUCCUCCAACGGCUACGUGAUUGCCGAGUGUGGCCUCAAGUUCGUACCCCACGUACCCAUCACUGUCCCUGAGGAACACUUGCAAGUAGUCGGUAAACUUUGCGACGAGCUUGAGGCGCACUCCGACAUCGUCGCGGUUCACACCAACAUCGCGUAGCCUUUAAAAUGGAAGGUGAAUGUUAAAUAUGAUUCAAUCUAUGAAAACUUCUGGUUUGCAAGGAAGCCGUGUACAUAAACUUACUACUCAUUUCAUUAAGAGCAGUGUGCUGUGCUGUUGCAUGUCACCUUCUCGGUACAUUUAGACGUCACGGAAUAACUGCCCAUGUUGAUUUUAAUUAUUUGUGCCUCAAUUAGCCAAAAGUUAUGUGCCAGUGUUCAAUGAAAAAUGUGGGCUUGUUACACGCUAGCUCUACUCUUGAUCUACAUUGAGGGGCUGUAGUUCCUGUAUGGAAGUGAUAUGCAGAAUUAUGUUGUAGAUAAUCAUGUGGAAAGAACAAGCAUGACUUGGAAGAGAUACAUUGAAGCUCAAACCACUGCUGCACCUGUCCACGUUAAUAUCUGUUCAGUUUUGUCAAACUGUGCUGUAAUAUCUACUAAACUUAUUUCACAACAUGCUGUGCUGUAAUGAAUUGCCUCAACUGCACAGGUUAUGCCUUGAAAUGUAAUGUUUCAUUCUAUAAAGCAUAUAACAGGUCAGCAAUAAAUGUAAAGAGAGCAUUGUGGUCUGCAGCAAUAUUCCAUUUUCAACUUGUUGAAAUGCAACAAAGGUUUCUGCAGUCAAUGAAAUUAGGAGCACCCUUACAUUUAUUUACAUGCUUAUCUCUUUAAACUUGCUCAUACCUUUCACAUUGUUUUAUUUAAAUACCAUUUACAAAGGUAUUU
Messenger RNA from Dermacentor silvarum, 1793 nucleotides. RefSeq names its product probable transcriptional regulatory protein Tfu_2096. Lineage: Eukaryota; Metazoa; Arthropoda; Arachnida; Ixodida; Ixodidae. The transcript has a single exon. Bases 121 to 1068 code for a protein of 315 amino acids. The record is from RefSeq and is a predicted model, not a curated record. Gene Ontology annotation, cellular component: mitochondrion.